AUGGCAGCGUCAGGCGGCCCGCCACCGCUGCCGCCGCCGCCGGCAACCCCGCUCGCCCGCAUCCCACUGCCCCUAGUGCAGGGCACGCUGUUCCGCUACGGUUCCGCGGCCGCCAACGUGGCCUUCAUGUCUGGCCGCCACCCGCGGCACGUCGUCCUGGUCGGCGGCCUGACCGACGGCCUGCUGUUUGCGGGGUACUGCCACCCGCUGGCCGCACGGCUCCAUGCAGCAGGGUGGUCCCUGGUGCAGGCCCUGCUUUCUUCCUGCCACACCGGCUAUGGGCUGGCCAGCCUGGACCAGGAUGCAGAUGAGCUGCACCAGCUGGCCACGCACCUCAGGGCAGAGUGGGGCUCGCAGGGCAUGGUGAUUGUGGGCCACAGCACCGGUUGCCAGGACGCGGUGCGGUACGCGCAGCGCCACCGCAGCAGCUCCGCCGCCGCGCCGCUGCGUGGCGUGGUGCUGCAGGCUCCUGUCAGCGAUGUGGAAUGGCUGGCCACGCAGGCAGGCACCGAGGAGCGGGUAGCGGCAGCGCGGCGGAUGGCAGCAGAGGGCAGAGGCGAGGAGGUGGCGUUCCGGGCGUUCGACAUCGACGGCGCCGCGGUGACGGCGCGGCGCUGGCUGUCGCUGGCCGCGCCGGGAGGCGACGACGACAUGUUCAGCAGCAGCCUGAGCGAUGCGCAGCUGGCGGCGGUGUUGGGGCCCCUGCGCGGCCUGCCAGCCCUGGUGCUGCUGAGCGGGGAGGAGGAGUACCUGCCGCCUGGGCUGGACUACCUUGCGGUGGGGCGCCGCCUGGUGCAGGCUGUCGGGCCCAGCGGGCGCUUGGAGGUUGUGCAAGGGGCCACGCAUGCGCUGGACGGCAAGGAGGAGGAGGGCGCGGCGGUGAUCGCCGACUUUGUUGCAGCACUCUGA
Chlorella variabilis is the source of this 909-nucleotide messenger RNA. RefSeq lists its product as hypothetical. The record is from RefSeq and is a predicted model, not a curated record. The transcript has 3 exons. NCBI's taxonomy places the organism in Eukaryota, Viridiplantae, Chlorophyta, Trebouxiophyceae, Chlorellales, Chlorellaceae. The coding region runs from base 1 to 909 and encodes 302 amino acids.